CAGUCUGGAUUGAGGCUCGUCUUACCCGGCGUGCUUAGCGGGACAGCCAUGGCCGGCGUACUGAAGAAGACCACUGGCUUGGUUGGAAUAGCUGUAUCCCAGAAUCCACAUGAGCACUUGAAGUUAUUGUAUACAAAAAUCCUUGCUGCCCUGCAGACCAUUCCUAAUGACGCUGCCUACCGGAAAUACACUGAACAAAUUAUCAGUGAACGCUUUCAUGCAGUAAAGACCGAAGCCAACGUUGAGAAACUAGAGCAGAGGAUUAAUUGUGGUCAAAUUGAAGAAGUCAUUCAACAGGCUGAAAACGAGUUGUAUCUGGCAAGGAAGAUGUCUGAAUGGAAACCUUGGGAGCCUUUAGUUGAAGAGGCGCCUGAAAAUCAGUGGAAGUGGCCAAUCUAGAAUUCCACUCAUCUGUAAAUAUGUGUAUACAUUUGCAUGGGGAAGGCAUCUUAACAUAUUGUCUUUCAAGUUCACAAUAAAAAGGUCUGUCUAUCG
Messenger RNA from Nanorana parkeri, 495 nucleotides. It is a transcript of the gene NDUFA5, whose product is annotated as NADH:ubiquinone oxidoreductase subunit A5. Gene Ontology annotation, biological process: respiratory electron transport chain. The transcript has 5 exons. Lineage: Eukaryota; Metazoa; Chordata; Amphibia; Anura; Dicroglossidae. The record is from RefSeq and is a predicted model, not a curated record. The coding region runs from base 49 to 399 and encodes 116 amino acids.